Argiope bruennichi is the source of this 14472-nucleotide messenger RNA. Its product is annotated as homeobox-containing protein 1-like. NCBI's taxonomy places the organism in Eukaryota, Metazoa, Arthropoda, Arachnida, Araneae, Araneidae. Gene Ontology annotation, cellular component: nucleus. The coding region runs from base 289 to 1746 and encodes 485 amino acids. The record is from RefSeq and is a predicted model, not a curated record. The transcript has 6 exons. Gene Ontology annotation, biological process: positive regulation of DNA-templated transcription. Gene Ontology annotation, molecular function: double-stranded telomeric DNA binding.
UAGAGCCUGCGGGUCAAAAUUUGCUAGUGAGAUGACCUUGAACUAGAUGGCGCUGCUGCGAAUAUGCUUAAAGAUGGCAGCUUCCUUUAUUGUGAUGGAGUAAAUUAUGGGUUGACAUAUUCCGAAUCAGAACGGCAGCAACUCUAAUGAUUAUGGCAAGCAGCGCAACCCGGUGGAAAGCAAUUAGCAGGCCUAAAACUGUGGCCCCGGUGAAAGCAUGGAUGGUAGAAACAAAGUCACAGCCAAAUUUUACUCAGGUUUAAUGAUGCUGAUCAAAAGAAGAACUUAAUGCCUAACAAAGUUGAUAACCUGUCAACCAAAAUGGCAAGUGCUUUGUUCACCAUCGAACAAAUUGAGCUGAUCAGGAGACUGCGGAAUAGUGGCAUUACUAAGGAGCAGGUCUCGAUGGCUUUUGACCAGAUGGACCGGCUGGACAUUGAACUUGGAAAACCCUCCACCUCCAAUCGCUCUAACAUACCUCAAUACCCUACGAUCUGUUCGUCCCUACAAGCUCUUGACCGGAUUGAUCAAGAUUCGAACCCGGUCCAGAGCCAGAUGACUAAUGGCGUCUCCAAGAAUGAACUGUUUUAUAACAAAAAUCAGGGCGAGUCAUACUCUCGGCCACAGAGUAGUAGUAACUCGUCCACUGAUGGCGCAACGGACAAUGGCCAGAAUGGUGACGCCAUCUCACCUGUCGCCAACAACAACAGCUCAUCACCUACCUCCCGUUUGUCAAACGAAUUGACGAUCAUACCUCUUUCCUCAUCGUCGGCCCCAUCAGUUCCUGUGUCCUAUUCGUCGGCCGAUGGAGUUACAGUACAAAGCCACAUUUAUAACAGCCGUUCGGCCGACGGAGCUUCGAACUGCGUCCCUAUUCAGUGCUUAGUCAAUCCCCUUGACCUUUUACAAGAUGAGUGCUAUGAACUGGAUGAGCUUAAAAAAAAAGGCGAAAUGAAUAUCCUUUCGGAAAUUCGAAACUUUGUUAUGAGGUACAACAUCAAGCAAACAAUGAUUGCCGAAAUGACCAAAAUGAGUCAAGCCUAUGUUAGUCGUUUUUUCCGUGGUGAUAUACAAGAUAUGUCUGAUCGUACCAAGAAUGCCUUCUACAUGUGGUAUUUAACAUGUAAAAAUAAUCCUUGGAAGCUCACUCAACUGUGCCCAAACUCCGGUGUGAAGAGGAUGGUGUCUGAAAGUGGUGAUCUCAUCCCUCUGAAGAGGGAGCGCUUCACUUUCAAGGCAGCUCAUCUAGCAGUGUUGGAACGUUACUAUGAGAAAGAUCCUUAUCCAGACUCCCAAACCAGGGAGCAGAUUGUGGAUGAGUGCAAUAAAGCUGUGGAAAGAGCAGUCCGCGUUUCAGAUCGUCCUCUUGCGGAACGGGAACGUGUAACCUUACCUGUUGUGAAUAAUUGGUUCAACAAUCGAAGAAAAGAAGCCAAGAAGCAGCUCAGACAACAACAUGCAGCGGCAAUGGCUGCAGUGUCUGUAAGUAUGUCGCCUUUGGGCCAGCCCUCCAUGGGCCUCCCCUCUGUUGCCUCAAUGCCCAGCCUCUCUUGGCACCAGUCGCCCGGCCUCGGAGGCAUGACCAACUUUGUUGGAGCUCAGCAACCAGCCUUCCACCCUAAUGCCCAGCUUGAUCUCAGCAGCGAGGCAAUGGACAGUGACAGCUCAAGAGACUCGUAUGGCAAUGGGGACGCCCUGUCUGUUGAGGACAACGAGAAACCGGCCAACAUCAAACAAGAGGUGUGACAUUUCCUCUGAGGAAUGGGGUGGCAAGGGAGAUCGGCAUACUGGAUUGACCGGUUCAUUGCAAAAUUAUCUUUUUUUACAAACAAAAAUUAUAUUGAAGUUUUUAUUGUUAUAGAUUGAAGCAAAUUAUUUGUAUGUCAUUGGUUUAAUGGAAUGAUUUAUUGAGGGAAACCUGAUUUAUAAGUUUAUCAAAAUUUUUUUAUUUUCCUUUUUUAAAAUUUUUUCCACCAAUUUUGUUUUCAAUUAAACACGGUGACUAAUCAAAAUUUAUUUUUGUGUAAGGUGGCAAAAAUGCAUUUUAUUUUUUACUGUUAUCUUUUAAAAUUUUUAUUUCUGGGUUAAAUUUUUUAAUUCAUUGACAUAUUUGUAAUUUAAAAUGUAUGUCUCUGCACGAGACUGCUGUAUUUAUAAUGCAGCUGGUGGUUUUUCUGUGUUAUGGUCUUGGAAUUUGGGACCAUCUAUACUGGUCAUUAUUACUAUUAUGACAGCAUGAAGUUAAACUAAAGAGUGUGGUAGAUUAAAGUGUUUUAUAUAUACAUAUUUUUUAAGUUUUUAGAAAUAUAUGUUUUGUUAAAGAUUUUUUUCCUGUUUUUGUCCUCUUUCCUUUUCCUCAGGAUUAGUUAGUUUAUUAUAAGUGUAUUUUGUAUAUAAAUCCUACAGUUCAUUCAAGGACAUAUAUUCAUAAAGUGCUUUAUCAAAAUAUUAUUUACUUUAGUAAAGAAUGCAAAUAUUGGAUUUUCUGUUAAAAAUGAAAAUUGUUUGUUGCAAAGUACAAAUAAUCCGGGUAGAAAUUUAUGCUGCUUUUUGAAAUGCUGUGGGUUUCAUUUUUAUGGUACAAAUUUAAAUCUUAUUUUUAUUUUUUUAUACAAUAUAUUUUGAAAGACGUUUAUUGUACAUUUGUUGAGCAACUAUCUUAAUACUUUUAUUUGUAACUAUCGCUGGAAGUUCCUCAAUCAAAAAUUGUUUUUAUUUUAUAUUUUGAUGUUUUUAUAAAUUACAUUACAGUUAUGUAUUUACAAAUGAUCAAAUUACUUUUAUUGUAGUUGAAUGGAUGUCGGUAUUCAUCCAGGCAAUAAUAAUUGAGCUCGUCAUGUAUUUAUUGCAUUUUUUAGAUUAUUUCUUUUUAUGUCAAAGUAUGGUUUUGGUUUAAAAAGACAGAAUUGUCCAUGUUUUGUGUAUGUCUCUUAGAGAAAUGUUCUUUGUUGUUCGUUGAGAGUAAUUAUUGUUUUUAGAGAAUUAUGUGUAAUUGGUCUACCACACUCUUUAGUGUUCAGUGAAAUAAGACUAAGAGAAUUGGAACUCUUGCCAAGCAAGAUUCUUUUGUGAGUUACCAUUUAUGGCCUGGCCACAAAACUUAUUAGUAUUGUGUCGUAAGUGUUUGUCUUGUAAGAAAGAGCAUUUAGAUUUUGUCAUUGUGAUAGAUUUUCCCUAAGGUAGUCAAAUGUAUCGAUUUUUUAGUCCCUUUGAAAAAAAGGUAACUUACAUCAAAGAAAAGAUGUGUGCAGUGCAUUAUAUAUGAAACCAAGUUUUUUGGAGGGCAAUUUGUACAUACUAUUUUCCUUUUUCUUUUAAGAUAAGGAUAUAUAACAAUAUAUGUAAGAAAGAAAAUACUGAUUAGGGAAAAAACAAGUUGUUAGAACAAGUUUUUAAAAGUCCAUUUAUUAAUUUUAAGUUAACAAGUAUCAAUUUUUCUUUCAUUUUCUGUUAACCUUACAAUGUGUUGUCAUUUGGCUAUCAUCUAAAUUCUUUUCUUUUAAUUAAGAAAGGCGUGCAAAAAUUCUAUUUAAAAUCCUGACUUCUUUAAUAUAAUGUGUGUUUCAAAAAUAAUAAUAAAUUUUAAAUCUUGAUUAUUAUUUCUGAUAUAUCAGAAAGUAAUACAAGCUUUCAUCAUAGUUAUAAGUGUUCUAUGUCUCCACCAUCAGCUUUCAUGUUAUUCUUUGCCUCUUAUAUUUUGUCUUUCACUUCGUUAACAUUCAUAGAUAAUGAAGAUGGGUAUCAGUGGCAAUAAAUUUUUAGCAUUGCUGCUGGUGAACAAAGAACAUUUAUAAUAACGAUGAUGAAACUUUGUGAAUGUAGUGCAAUUUACAGAAUUAUUUUUUGUGUAUUUCAUGAAAAAUUAUUCAGUUUUCUAAGCAAUUUUUUUUUUUUUGAAACAUAUAUUCUUAUAUAAAGUCUCACACAAAAGUUCCUUAUAUUAAAAUAUUUAUGAAUUAUGAAAUGUUUAGUAAUCAUUACUGAAAGUCCAAUACAAUUUCUAUGCUGAUUUAAAAUAUUGAUGCCCUUUAUCCUUAACAGAUCAUAUAAUCUCAUUGCUUUUGUGAUUAAUGGAUUGCAUAGAUCAUAUAAUCUAAUUGCCUUUUUUUUAUUUAACAGAUUUAAUUUGACAUUGUAAGGUUAACUCAUUCUGAGGGGGGAAAAAACCAUUCUAUCUGUAAUGAGGUACUCUUUUAAUGAUAGUUGGCUGGAAUUAAUUUUUCCAGAUCAUUAUAUCUUUUGAUAGUCAUGAAUUAAAUAAAAUUUUUAUUUUUCUGUAAAUUAAAUUUAUAUUAUCACUUUUAAGUUAACAACUUUAAAAGACAUUUAUAAACAAUAUUUCUAUCGGGAAUCUUGUUAUUCUAUAUGAAUCUUUCAUGCCAAGGAAUUGGUGGUUUAUUCUUAUGUACAUUUUAUAAUGUUGAAUUGUAUUCAACAUUAUUUUCUCUGGUCAUUCUCUUCUUUAGAUUUAUUCUCUCUGUAAAUAGAUGGACUUUUAAUGUUAGUAGUAAGCAUUGUGAGUGAAUGUAUGUAAUGGGUCAUAGUUUUAUUGUUUUAAUAAUGGCAAUGAUUUUUUUUUUAAAUUCAUAGAAAGCGCUCAUUUCGCUGCUCUGUUCAGAAAUAAAAUAUAAUGAAUUGUUUCAGCCACCCAGAUAAAGAUUAAAAAAAAAAAAGUGUGUGUAUGCCGAUGCUAAAAUGGAUCCCUCCCCAUUUUAUUUGAGUAUGACAUGCUGGUAUGAAAUUCCAUAUUAGCAUGCAUCAAAAAUGCACAAUUUUAUUACAACAAUUGAAACUCAGGUUUGGUAAGAUGUUAGAUAUACAUUGUUUAUGUACUUUUAGAAUCAUAUGAUUUUAAAAACGAAUGUUUUUUACCUCAUUGUAAUGUAACAAUUUGCCAUUAAACAGAGUACCUGCUUUCUAUAUUUGAGAAUCGUUAGUUUUUUAGCAUCUGUUGUAAAUGUCCAUUAAUCGUGUUUUUUCUAAGUGUUUUUAAUGAUUGUGUUUCUUAGUUUUUCAUUAUCUUUAGGAAUCACCCAACUGCUCUGUGAAUUUUUAUUAUAAUUCAUCAAAUGAAAACAUUGUAUUAUUCAAAGUAGUUAUGUUGUUGUUUUUUAAUUCUAAAUUCCACGUAUGUAUUUUUUUCAUGUAUUACUUAAAUGAUUUCUCAGGGCUCUUUAGGAGAGAAGGCUAUAAUUUAAUUCAUUUCAUGGUGUGUUGUAAUAUACAUAUAUCAAGAAUGUAAAAUGUGUUUCAGUAUUUGAUGAUGAAUAUUCAUGGAUCCUGUCUCGCAAUAAGGCUUAUCUUUGAUUUUUCUGUACUAAAAAUAGUUUUCUAUUUUGAAGUAUGUGUUUGAAUGGAAAUAUUAAGGUUCAAAGACUGAAAUUUUUACCGAGUUUGUGCUUCUCAUUCUUUUUGUUACUUAAUGGUAUUUAUGUUUUUGUUUUGCUGGUUUGGGCAUACAUUGGGUAUUUUCUUCAGAUGUUUUAUGCCUUAUAUUCCUAGUUUAAUGCAGUUUCCUUCUUUUGUAUUGCAUGAAUUGUUAGUUAUUAUAACUAACAAUAUAACUGCUUUCACUCAAAGUCCAAUGCAAAAAAAUUUUUGUCUUGAAAAUGAAGGAAAACAACUAUUAUCAAAGUUAAUUUUCUAAAUUUUAUUGCUCGAACUAAUCAUCUACCACUCGUUUUGAUAGUGUAAAAUUAAUUGUAAAAUAAAAUUGGAUAUAUUGUCAUUAUGAGGGGUAAAAGACUGAAGAAACAAUCAUUUCAUAAGACAAAUCAAUAUUAAAAGUGAACAAUCAUAAGGCCACUCAAAUAUUUUAUAUUAAACUUUUAGAAUUUUAUGUUUUUGCAAACUACAUUAAUUAAAAAUUGGAAUUGAAAUAUUUAAGUUUUUAAUUCUCUGAAAACCUAUUUAUUUUGAUGUAAUAUUUUUAAAGGUCUGAAAAAUUAGCUUCUAAAAUAUAUAAACUGGACCUUUUUCUAAUCAAUCAAAUCUUUGGAAUCUUAAGAAUAUUUUUUCCUUGGAAUUCUAAGAAAAUAUGUUUUUAAAUGUGAACAGUUUUGAAUUGAAUGUAAAAAAAAAAAAAAAAAAAAAAAAGAAUUAGCAGGUGAAGCUAUUUAGAGGGCUAUUUGAAUUUUCUAACCUUUAAAAUGUUUACUUUUAUUGAUAUUAUUAUUGUAUCAAAAUUAUUUUUAUAGUGACUUUUACCACCAUUAUUAAUUAAAAUAGUUAUUUUUAAUUGCAUUAAACUAGGAAAUCUGGCAAUGAUUAUUUUAGAGAUUUUUUUCCUGUGCAUUCUAUUAUAAUGUUUAAUCCACUUAUUUAUAGUUUUUUACUCUUGCGUUUCAGUAAUUAGAAAUCUUUACCUAUAAUUCAGUACAAAUGUUAUACGAAUUAAAACAGAUUUUUAUUAUGAUUGGGAUUACCAGUACAUGAGAUAACUAUAUUGCAUUAAUUGUGCCAAAGCAAACAGGGUUUUCACUUUUAAUAGUGCCAUCCAUAAUAACUGAUGUCAAUUAAAGGCUUUUUUAUAACCACAAUAAUACCUCAGGUUUCUUUCACCUUUUGUAAUACCUCAAGACUUUUCCCUUUUAUGACUGUUUAAUUUGAUUUUCUUGAAAGUUUCAGAAAAUCGAUCUCAAAUAUAUAAUUGGCACAUAGUUAAUCUCAUGUACUAGUUGCACUCUUUCCAUUUAUAUAAGAAGAUAAAGAAUGGAUGUUGCUUUUUGAUAUCCCAUUUAUUAUACCUGACCCAAGUGACUUCAGUUUGAAUGGAUUUUGACAUUCUUUGGUAAUAAAUUUGAUUGAAAGUCUUUUUCACUCAAAAUUAUAUAAGGUUUAUAAAAUAUAUUGUAUCACAGUAUUUAUUUAUUUUAUUUUUUAACCUGCUCAGAAUAUGUGUCGAAUUUAUUACUGUAAAAUGAAUAAAUCAUAAAUUACUUUUUUUAAAUGUUGAUGAAUAAGGCUAGUUGAAAUUCGCUCAUAUAAUGGCAUUUGUAUAAAAUGUAUUCCAGUGAAAGUAGACAAAUCCUUUCUUGUUAAAUUUAUAUAUAAAAUAUACUAAUCAAGAAAUGCAUGAAUAAUGAUUUCUUUUACCCCUUGCAAAUUUCUUUUCUUGCUUUUUUUUGGGCAGUAUAUGGAUAGGGAUAUUUUAAAAAUAGCUUAAGAAAUGCUGUUUAUGCUUUGAAUUUUAUUCCCAUUGUAAUUGACUACCAGCAGAGAGUAUCAAUUGGUAACUGCUCUGAUUUGUAUCAGUUUAGUUCAGAAAAAGGGUACAACCUCUGUAGAAUAUUUUAUUAUGAUAAAAAUAUUGUGCAUUUCAUGUUACUAAACAAGUUAUUUAAAAAUGUUUAGAAUUUUAAGACAGAUGUAUUCCUUAAUGCAUUUUUCUUUAAUUCUUCAACGAAACUUAAAGAGAGAAAAAGAAACAGCAAAAUAAUGUUGAGAGGCAAGAUUGGAAACUUGCAGAUGCUGAGUAUGUAGAUUUCAGUUUUAUAAUUUGCAAAAGUAAUAUAUGUUUGCACAAAGAUUAAAAAUUUUAAUAGUAUAGAAGUUUUUAAUUCGUGUGAAUUGAAUCUAAAAGGUUUUUAUAUUGCUUAACUUUUUCCUAAUAUAUUUAAAACUUUGCUAUUCCCCUUUCUCUAUUCAUUCCUAUUUUUUUUUUUUUUUUUUUUUACAUAUUCUGAUUUUCUUGUCUUGCCUCUCGAUCUUUAUUAAAUAAAAGGAUGCUGAUUUCAUAAAAAUGUUUUUAAAAUAUGUUCAAAUUUUAUCCACUAUAUAUAUCUACUCACAUUAUAUGUAAUGCCAAAACAAUGCAUUUAGUAUAUAUACAUAUACACCUCUAUUUUUUAAAGAAAAUGUUUUGGUAUUUGGGAAUGUAUACUGGGUCUUUAUUUUUAAAUAUAAUAGUACAAACUUUUAUCUUUUAAAAUCAGUGGUGGCUCUAGAUUCCCUUAGCCCUGUGUUUUGCUUAUAAUCUUGUAAUACAAGUAAUGACUUUCAAAAGAAUGGACCAAUAUUUGGUUGAUAGUUUUCAAUUGCAACAAAAAAAUUUAUAUAUUAUAUAGAUACUUAUGACGGAUAUAUGUUUGUGAAGAACAUUUUUUUUGACAAAUUAUAGUUGAUUUUAAUUGCAUUUGUGUAGAUAUGGAUUCAUAGGAAUUUUCUAUUAAUAUUUGAAAUUAAUAGAUAAUUAUGACAUAAAUAGUAUUUGAAUUUUAUUCAUCGUGAUUCCUAACUUUUUUUUUAACCAAUCAAACUACUUCCUAACUUUGCCUCCUAAAUAUGCAUCAUUGAAUUUAUACAGAUAAAAUAUACAUGGGGAAAAAAAAUAUUGGUCAUAUAAGUAUUCAACUUCUCUACUGAUGUAAAAAUUCAAUGUUUGGUUGCAGAUUAGCAUGUAGAAUUAAUUCUCAUUGGUUUCCCAAAUAUUGUGCAUGAACAUGUGCAUAUGUUGGAGUUGGAGCAUUUUACAAAUGCAUUUAAAUCUUAUUUUAGUAUUGCAAUAUAUUCUAGAGUUAUAUAUAUGAAAUUACUUAAUUUGUCAUACAACACAUUUUUCGAUCUUUUAACUUUGAAGUAUUUUUUUGAUUUAAAAAAGAAAAGAAUCAAGUGUCACCACUGAAAUAAUAAUCCGUUAAAAUAUUAGAGACAAUCGGAUAAUUUUUCCGAUACCAUAAUAUCAUUCUAGCUUCAACUUCUACAGUACUCAGUAUGCAAACAUCAGUGUACCUGGUUUUUCUAUUUCAACAAAUAAGCCUUAUCUACGUUUAAAAGAAUAUUAUACAUUUUCUAAUGUCAUUUCAUUUUAAACAUCUGCCCUCAUGUACAAAUCUUUUACAUAUAUACUAUUAUAUUUCAACUUUGCUGCAGAACUAUAAUAUAUAUAUGCCUUUGAAGAAUAUUCUAUGUCCCAUCAUUGAUUUUUGUGAAGAAAAAUGUAUCUAUUUAUUACCUACUCAAUGAUAAUAUGUAUUGCAAGUCACAUAUAAAAUUUACAAGGAGCUAUUGUAACUAAAUUCAUUAAGGCUUCUUGAUAUAUUACAGUACAUAGUAUUUGCAUGAAGUGUUAUAUAAAAGGCAAAAUUGAGCAUAGAAGCUGAUAUUAAUUCAAAUUGUUUUUUCUAAUUCAAUGAAAAGGUUGUAUUGUAGAAAUUUCAGUGCUUUAUUUGCAAUUUUUUUUAUUUUUAUCAGGUGCAUUUUGGUAUCAGAAUAGACUUAAAGCCUUUGAGAGUAGGCUUAGUACAUAUAGUAUAUUCCUUUAAUUCAUUUUAUAACUUACAAAUUUUUAUUCCAGAGCAUUAUUAAUAAGGGAUUUUGUUAUCAUAUAUUUCUGUGUUGUAUAUUUUGACACAAGGAUAUCAUGGGUUUUUAAGCUGGUUAAUUUAGUUAAGGAAUAUUGAUAUCUUUCAGUAACUUUUCUCUUAAUUUUUAAGAUACCUGUAAGAAAAUGGUAUUUUUUUCUGAUAAAUUAUCAUAUGCUAGUUGCUCCCCCCCCCCUUCCUUUGAAGAAAAAAGAAAGGGUCCCUUUUCACUUGAUCUUCAUCAUUGAGUGGCUAUCUUCCGAACUUUUGACCCUAUUGGAAGGCUUGGCAAACUCAGUUUUAAAUAAAAGUUAAAGCAAAUCUUAUAUAUUUUUAAUCUAAUGUUGAUUAGUUAUUUUAUUAUAUUUGCUAAUUUUCCUGCAGUUUAUAUUUUGUCAGAAACCAAGGCAGUUAAAAUACAUUCAACUUUCCCCUCACCUUGUCUCCCCUUUUUUGUUUUCCUGAAUCUUUAAACUUUUUACUUACUAUAUAGGCAGAAAAAGCAAUAUCUAAAAGAAAGAUUAACAAUUCAUUUACUCAAAUUUGAAUAAAAAUUCACCAGAUAACCUUUUAUUUAUUUUAUUUUUUUUAGCUAACCAUAAAUCUAUUAUUCACUCUUGUUAAGUGCAUUUGUAUUUCUUUUGUAUUAAAAGAUUUUGUAUUCUUUGCAUUUCUUGCUUUUUGGAUUCAUAUUUGUGUGCUCAAUUUUGUCUUCUUCCUAAUCCCAUGUAAAGCUCUCCUAAAAAAAAUGGUAUUUUACUUGCAGUUAGUCAGAUUCCUGCAAGUUGUCAUUUUUCUUAUAAACGUAAAAACGCAUGGUGCCCUUUUUAGUGUGAUUUGCUAAUAUUGUGGAGGUAUAGUACAAACAUUAGAUGUCGUAGCUUAAGAUAAAAAAAAAUAAUCCAGAGUGUAUUGUAUUACUGUACCUAUAUAUUAUGUCGCAGUAGUAUUGCGUUGUGAAAUGUCUUGUGGCUUAAUGUUGUGACUAUGAGCAUAUUUAAAAUGCAAAUAUCUAUUCUAUGUGACCUUAUGCACCAUCAAUAUUGAAUGGUGAGUUUGUAAAAUCUAUUUCAUUCAUUCGCUAACCUUUCCCUCGAAAUUUCUUUUUCAAGAGAGUUGCUCGGAUCACAGUGGUCUGCUUCCAAAUAUACCUUUUCUCUUCCUCGCUGGUUUUUUUCGAUUUUGUUCCCUUGAAAUGGCACUCAGUAUUUUGGUUUCAUCAGGUAAUUAUUAUAUUUAAAAAAAAAAUCCUGUAGAGCUUUUUCUUCUUUUGUAGUUUAUUUUUCUUACUAUAAUUGCUGACAGAAAUGAACAAUGUAGGAUGAUUUUAAUUAAAAUAUUUGUUUUAAAAUUUGAUAGCAGAAGUAUAAUUUUAGAUAAAUCAAUUACUUUACUUGUUAAAGCUCAUUUUGAUGUUUUAAUUUUUUCAUUUCCUUCAUUAUUAUUAUUAGUCUAUUUUACCUUUUUUCAGAAUAAUUCGUUUCUUGAAGACUUGUAUGAGUUAAAUAGUUAUUACUUUUUGUUGAUUAUCAAUUGUUGUUCUUUUUUGUAAUUUUAAAAUAGAAUUUCAUAUCUUUUUUAAUUUUUAACUUGUAUUGCUUCUAAUUGAAGUUCUCAUUAAAUGAUUGAGGAUGCCAGCAUGGAGUGACUUGGAUUAAUGUUUUGGUUUUGGAGCCAUAGAAAUCCUGAUUCUGUCAGAUAAGAGAUCAAAUGUCUUCCUGCAAGUGUGGUGCAGAAAUUGUAUGAAGAGGUGUCAGCUCAGGUGUUAUUUUUGAUGUCAAAUUGCAGUUCAAAAUUACAUUUUUGCCCCAAAAUUGCCUUUAUAUUGGUUCAAAAUGGGAUGAAAAUGCAAUUGAAUAGGAUGGAGCCAGUUUUAUAUCUGCGGGAUUUGGCACAAGUUUCUUUUAUGUUUCUAAUUGCUAUUUACUACCAGUAUUUCGUUAUUAACUCGUUCACCGAAUGAAUACUUUAAAAUUUCUUAAUCAGCCAUAAAAUAUUUUGAAUUAGACUUUCAGAAAGCAUUUGAUAAGCAAAACCUGCUUUUAUCCUAUGAAAUUACACUUUCCAUUUGGGAAUGUCUGAUGUUAGUUGAUUAUGUGAAAUUUUCCCAUUCAAUUGUAGCAACAUGAAAAUUAUUCGAUUUCAGCUUAUAAGUUUGAGAAAUAAACAUUCAAUGCCUUAUUACAAACAAGAUUAAUUCGAUUUGAUUUGGAGGCCAUUUUAUAAAAUACUUUAUGUCUAAAACUUCUGCAUGUUUAAAUUUUCAUAGAUCUUUGGCCGAAUCUCGGGUUUGAACGCCUCUUCAUAAUUUGCAAAUGGCAGUAAUCAUGAAUAAUUUUCUGAUCUUUUAACAUUUGAAUAAAAUUCCGCAUGUGAUAGCUGAUGCAUACAUAUAUUUAGCAAAUAAAAAUGAAAGAUAUUUGCAAAUUUUAGCAGGCUAUAAACUUUCUAAAAAAGUGUAUAUUGAACUUUGGAAAUAGUGGUCAAAAUCAAUUUAAGGUAGUUGUUGAAGCUUGCUGCAUUAUACAUGUAUAUGGCACAUUUUAAAAGAGAGAAACCUUGUUAGUGAAAGUUUCUAUUUUCCUGCUCUAUAUCUAGUUUGACCACUUUAAAUGUAAUUUAACUGUCCCUGUUACGUUUUGUGGUUUUGUUGACUUUGAUGAUAUAUAUAGCCAUCUUACUUUUUUUUUUUAAAUUGUUGGCAUCCUGCUUUGCUAUUAAUUUUUGUGAAUUAACUGAUUAGAAAACAUUUGAUUUCAAACGAUUUUAAAUCAUAUGGUCCAAAUUCAAAACCUUAAAAUUUUAAUGUUUUUAAUUAUCCGAUUUUUGCAUUUGAUCUUUGCAUUCAAAAAGUAUAAUCAAUCAACUCCUGCAUUUUUGAUUUUCUGUCAGCAACUAUUUUUGUAAUAACAUUCAUUUAAUUCCUCGAAUGUUGACUUUAAUUUCGGACUGAGAGUGUGAUUUGAGCGGACACAGAUGGACUAAUUUUCUUUUUGUAAAUAGUUCUGUCUUCAGUUUUGUUUCAAAGCUACUAUCAGUUUUAGUAUAGAGUCUAGUAAUUUUUUAGAGUGCUACAUAUUUGAAAAUGCAACCAGUUCGUCCAAAAUUCUGUGAUCUGUCUAUCUGUAUUUCUUAAUUUAUUUCCUUACACUUAAUAUAAAGCAAGCGAAUUCUAUCUUGUCUAUUUUCGCUAAUCAUCAUUGUUGACUAUUUUUGGAAGACAAAACCAUUUGUAAUGAAGAAUAUGACCUUAAAUAUAUAUGGAGUAAAAGUGGAAAUAACUUCCAUAGAUAGAUUGUAGUAUCAAGUUCCUAAUAGAUUUUUAAUUUUAUUUCUUCAUUGUUUUAUUUUCAUCUGAAUAAUUUUUUUUCUUUUUUGAUGUUGCAGUAAAAGGAUUUUUAAAUUUCGAAAAUGCACCAUUUUGGUUUUGCAAUAAAUGAAAUAUAGUAAGGAAUCUAUUGCAAAAUGGAUUAAGCAAUAUCCAUUUUCCUCUUUUUAACUUUUAAAUACUCAUGCAUCUCCAACUCAUUUCAUGUGUUGAAUAUCAACCUGAAAGUUGACUUUUUUUAGUACUGUACACAUCAAUCAUGGAAUGGCCACUGCUCAAUUUUUUAAUCGACAUCGUCUAUAACUUGUGGCAUAACCAUUAUUUAUGCAUUAGACGAGCAUGUGUUCAUUGUUUUUUUAUGUAUAAUCUUUUAACUUAAGGUUAAUAUUCAACUGGCAUUGCCUGUAGAUUUUGCACUUGGUGGUUUUAGAGGCAAUACCAUAUUUUUUAAUUUGUAAUUGAAGUUCAUUUCCUCCGAGAUGCCAUCACCCCCCCCCCUUUCUUUUCCAACUGUGCAACUUCGAAAAUUAUAUCCAGUUAAAUAUAUUUUAGUAGAUUAUUCAGUACCGUUUCCUGUUUCUAUUGAUUACAUUUCCUCCAUAUUUAAUUUUCUAGUAGAUAAUCAAGUUGCCUUUUUUUUUUUUUUUUUUUUUUUUUGCUUAAUUUUAAUUUUGGUAUUUUUGAAAACUUUUAGUCUGUUAGGACCAAACCACCCAUCGCAUAUUGAUGGCAUCUCUGCUCUUAUAUCCAAACAUCAAUAUUGACGAAAAAAAGACGCUCAAUCCAUCAAUAUUCUGGUAUUUCUUUCCAAAAUUAGUGCUGAUAUCUUGCAAUGGUUUCCUGAAGAUUUUCCACUCCAGAUAGUAUAUCUAUUAUGAAAUAAAGCUUGCUGUCUAUUUUAUAAUUCCUCCGAAAGCACUCUCCCAUCCCCCUUGAAAAUCUGACCCCGUUGCCACAACCGAAGCAGAAAUUUAAUGGCAGACUGGUCAGGUGUAAUAUAAUUACAUUUCUUCUUUGAAAUGUAGCUACCCAUGACUCGAGGAAAAAUAUUUUGUAUGUUAAUUUUUUUUUCUUUCCAGAACAUGGUUAUGAAGUACUAGUCUUUAUCAAUUAAUAAAAAAUAUAAAUUAUAUAAAAUAUGUUUUGUAACAUCCUUGAAUGUUAAAUAAUGAUGGCUGGUUAAAUUAGAAGCAUUUCGGAAUUUUGGGAACCAAUAAAUAUUUUUUCAGUAAAAAUCCCAUUAAAUAGGGAAUGUUAUUUUAAUCAUUCAAAAUAUAUUAUUCAUAUAUUCAUAAUCUUUUUUAAUUAAAAUUUUAAUUUUUCUGCCUCUUUUACUUCUGCUUUGGGGGAACCAGCCACAACAAUGCUCUGAUGUUACAAAUAUAUCACAAUGAGAAUUGAAGAAUGAAAUAUUGUUUCGAUUCUUAAAAAAAUGUAGAAUUUUAUUAUCGCAAAUUACAAUACAUAUGCGAAAAAUUAUUGUAGAUGUUGUGUAAAGUGUGUAUUCAUAUUAAAUACGAUUGGCUUGUAAAAGCCACAAUCGUUCUAUAUAUCUUUAUUGCUUUGGAUUUUCUUCCUGUCAUGGCGUUGCUGCUACUUCUGUAAUAUUGUGAAAAAAAAAGCUCACACUAAAAAAAAAGUAAAAGAAAAUAUAUAAAGUUCCUGUAGCCAGACACUAUACCUCCGUAUAUGGCCAAUAUACUGUACAACCAUUGUUUUAUGAUGAGAGUAUGUAUGCGACCUAUACUGAACGUAUGAAUGUGUGAAUGCAUGCCUGCAUUGGUUUUGUACGUCAAUCGGCCUUUGUACAAGCUCUUGCAAUAAAAGUGUUUGUACAAAUUU